Trifolium pratense (red clover) is the source of this 1101-nucleotide messenger RNA. RefSeq lists its product as uncharacterized. Bases 1 to 1101 code for a protein of 366 amino acids. Lineage: Eukaryota; Viridiplantae; Streptophyta; Magnoliopsida; Fabales; Fabaceae. The record is from RefSeq and is a predicted model, not a curated record. The transcript has 7 exons.
AUGGAGUUUCCAGAAUCUGAGCUCAUCUUUCUCUCUGAGAAGAUGAUAGACUUUGAUAGUUUGAAGGCAAAUGGGUUCGAUGUGAAACAGUACUUCUCCAACAAGAAAUUCUGGAUGAAGGCUAAGGUUUUUGAUAAGGCUGAAGCUAAGCAGGAAGAACUAGCUGAUAUUGAAAGGAAUCCUAGUUUAAAAGAUCUUCUGGCUCAGAAGAAAGUUAAGGUAGAAGAAGCUAUUGCUGAGAAAAGAACGAAAAGGAAACAUGAAGCUUUGUCUGGAAAAGCUGCUGCAACUUCAUCAAAGAAGCCUAUUGUUGUUGAUGAUGAAGAAGAAAGUGAAGAUAGUGACUCUUCUAAAUCUCAGUCUGAUUCAGAAACUGAGUUAUCCCAUAUUCAGGACAAGUUUUUGGUGUGUCCCUCUGAUGUGGAUAUGGAGGUGUCACUAAUCAAGGCUAAAAUCUGCAAAGCUCUGGAUGCAAUGGGUGAUGAGAUCAAGGCUGUGAUUGGGCAACGAGAUUUGGAUUUGGUACAUCUGCUGAAGGACAGCUUAGCAAGAGCUAGUUUGAAAAGGCUGACUGGGUUUAACCAUGAAGAGCAUGAGCGUGCUAAGCUGGCUGCUAUUGCUGCUACUGCAAGGAAAAUGGCUAGGAAAUUCGAGAGUGUCAAAGACAUAAACGACACGAAGGAUCUUUGGAAGAUAUCUGUGAAAGUCAAGGAAAAAUGGACUAACAUGAAGGAUGGAAAAGAGUCUAUUGAACUUCUGGUUGUGGACGACAAGAAAUUUGAAAAAGACAUUCCUAUAACUGUGAACAACACUUACACAAUGCAAAAUUUUCAAGUUACCAAAAAUGAUGUCCAGUUCAAAACAUCGUGCCAUGAUUACAAGCUGAGGUUCAAUGGUGGAACUUUAGUAAAAGAUGUCAAUGUCCAUCAAAUUCCUGAUGCAGUCACAAAGUUGAAACCUUUUAGUGAAAUCAUCAAUCUUGAUUUUUGUGAAGAUUUAUUAUAUGAUAUUGUUGGAUUGGUGGAUCAAAUUAGUUAUUCACAGUCUAUUGCUGGAACUAGGAAAGUUCAAGUUAACCUUACUCUUCGAGACCUUUGGUAA